AUGGUAGGAAGUGCUCUCGUUGAAGUGUGUGGAAGUAUAAUUGUUGGAUUGACUCGCGGUGUUGCUGAGCACUACAACCCAAAUGAUACCGAGUUUGAUCCAGAGACCUUUGGUUUCUAUCCUCUGGAAAGAACGGGCUUAGAAUGGGUCAUCAGUUCCGAUGAAGAGUUAAUUUUCCAAGAGUACGGUGACAGAGAAAUCGGUAGAAGUGCUGGCAAUAUUUUUUAUGACAAUGUUCAGCCAAGACUUAUUGACGCGUGCUCGCCAGAUGACCAACUUAAAGAGGAUAGGACAAACGAGGACCAAAGAGUUAAUAGAAUCAUGGAUUGGAAACAAUUCAGACCAUCUAUAUUAAGUACGCUUUGGAAUUCAAUGUAUUUUGGAUUCUUAAUUUCCUUGCUGAGUGCGGUCCUGAUUGGAGCGUUCUCUAUUCUCGUGUAUUAUUUGAGCUAUCAAACAAUAUUAGUUUGCCUGGCUCGUCCAAGGGAAUCCAUUCCAGUCAAGAUUCAAUGGUCAAAGACUGCUUUUGAAAGCACUGAAGCAGUCUUCAUUCACCUUUCAUUUUUUGUUAACAAUCUCUUUUACUUUAAAUCAUAUCAAAUCAAGGGAAUGAAAAUUAAACUUUUUUUGAUAUCCUCCUUUAUCUUCGCUUUCUACGUAGCUUAUCGCAUUGCUCUUCAGGGCCUUGGUGCUUCUUAUUCCGAUUUAACGCCUGUACAAAGUAUCCUUGGAAACGUGAUAUUUUUAUUUAGUAUGUGCAUGCAAUCGUGGGCUCUUGCUAAGCACUUCUUCCAGGCUGUUAGAGCAAGAAAAGUGAAAACGUUUCUUUGGAUAAUAGGAUCUACCCUCUUUACAUUUAUUGUAGCCACAGUGGCUGCUUACUUCGUUUAUCCUGCGUAUAACAAGCAAGACAAAACAGGUAAAGUUUACAUUGCUUUAUUCACCCCUCUGAUUGGAGUUGUUCUGAAAGCUUCCUCGCGCCUGUUUGUUCAGCGUUUAUGGAGAAUAAGUCAUCCCGGAAAAACCUUUGUAUAUCUAGUACCACUGUAUUAUGGGUCUGCCGUCGUGCUAAGGCUUCUUCAAGUGGAUCUUGAUAGUUUGAAGGCAGUGGCUUUGAUCGGAGUCAUCCACGGCAUCGCAGAGGUUAUAGAAAGAAGUAUUAUAGUCUUGAUUGACUACAUUUACCAUCAGAUUUAUGAAAGAAAACGACUUUGUUGGGGAAGUUUUCGAACCGCUCGACGCGAGAGAUUAGCGACAGAUAUUGCCAUAAUGAGUAUGCUUUAUGAAGCAAGUGCUGUUAUCUCCGUGAACGGCUUUCUUCACUUGCAUGAAUAUUUCUACACAGUGGACAAGACAUCACUGGAAUUACUUCAAUCGUUUGCGAUCACUACAGCAGUUCCACUGAUUAUAGAGUGGUUCUUCACGUGUUUGAGUAUAGCUAUUGAGACUCGGUAUCAGAACAGGCCAAUUAUGGCAGUCUGGCGAAGGCAGUGGAAAAUACACUUGACCGUGGCAAUGUUUAAUACAUUGCCAAUAGCUGCUUGGUCCAGCCUGAAUCUUUUGACCGCAAUUGAGGGACGAUUCCCUACUGUUGUGGACUAUUGCGCGAUGCCAUUUAGCCAUUUAUAG
Messenger RNA from Porites lobata, 1629 nucleotides. The record is from the annotation of a GenBank genome assembly. Lineage: Eukaryota; Metazoa; Cnidaria; Anthozoa; Scleractinia; Poritidae.